AUGAAAGCCGUUGCCUACUUCGGCAACUGGGAUAUCUACGGAGCCAACUACUUCAUCACCGAUGUUCCAGCAGAGAACUUGACCCAUCUUGUCUAUGUUUUCGCCAACGUCAACACUACUACUGGCAGCGUGAUAUUGAGUGACACUUGGGCCGAUCUCCAGUAUGCGUACCCUGGAGAUAAUACCACUGCGCCGGGAGAAAAUGUAUGUGGGAAUAUCAAGCAGAUGUUCCUGUUGAAGAAGAAGCACCGCCAUCUCAAAACUAUGCUUUCCAUCGGUGGCACCAAGCGGCGGAAUUUUGUUGAUACGGCCGUCCAAUUGGUCGCAGAUCUCGGCUUCGAUGGAAUUGAUAUCGAUUAUGAGUACGUCGCAGACCACAGUCAAGCGGCGCAGAUGGUCGAUUUGCUUAAGCGUCUGCGCCAGAGUCUGGACCAACUGGCAGAGAAGACAGACGCUACAUCCCCAUUCCAGAUCAGCUAUGCCUCUCCAGCGGACAAGGACAAGGCUGUCAUGUUACACCUCACUAGCAUGACCCCGUAUCUCGAUUUCUACACUGUUAUGGCUUUGGACUACAUGGGACCCGGAUUCAGCAAUUACUCUGGCUACUUGUCAAACUUGUUCCCGGAUAUCGUUCUGGAGAACCCGCUGUACGGUCGUGUCUUCAAUGGCACUAAUGGCGUGGGCGAUAAGUUCUCCAAUGGCGGCACGCAGGGCAGUCUUGGUACCGCUGGGCUUUGGAAUUACAACGCGCUUCCCCUACCAAAAUUCGACGUAAAGGUUGUUAACGUUCCCCGUGUCGGCGGAAGCUACAGCUACGACGCCAAGCAGAAAUACCUGAUUAGCUAUGAUACUCCUGAGAUAGCUGCCCUGAAGGCUGAGUAUGUUCAGUGUUUGGGUCUUGCUGGCACCGCCUGGUGGGAAGUUAGCAUGGACCGAAACGAUACUCUGAGUCUCAUCGGCACCACUGUCUCUCUGUUUGGAGGCGCUGGCGCUUUGGAUCAGUCUCUUCACAACUUGAACUAUCCCACCAGCACAUAUGUUAAUCUGAAGGAUGGCUUCUCUGGCAAUUAA
Messenger RNA from Penicillium canescens, 1071 nucleotides. Its product is annotated as Endochitinase B1. Gene Ontology annotation, molecular function: chitin binding; chitinase activity. NCBI's taxonomy places the organism in Eukaryota, Fungi, Ascomycota, Eurotiomycetes, Eurotiales, Aspergillaceae. Bases 1 to 1071 code for a protein of 356 amino acids. Gene Ontology annotation, cellular component: extracellular region. Gene Ontology annotation, biological process: chitin catabolic process; carbohydrate metabolic process. The record is from RefSeq and is a predicted model, not a curated record. The transcript is spliced from 5 exons.